GUCGACGUGCUCCUGUAUGCGCCUCUAAUUCUCUCUAUGUGCCUUCUAGUUUACAUCAUUUACCGAUUAUUAGACGAGCCUUAUGACGACGAUUAGUUAUAGAUCCGAACGAAGCGAAAGAUUUGACGAAUUCGGUGUCACGAUGCUCCCAACGUGGAUCUGCGCGUGAAGAUGGUUUCGAUAUGAAAUAUAAAAGCAAAGAUCGUGGAAAAACCAAGUCGUUUUGGAUUGCGUCAUUAGUAAGGCAACAUCUUUCCGUUCCGUCUUCUCCCGGUACUCCGAUGUCCGAUCGACACGAGAGACGAUACCGCGAAACCAAGAGGGAAGAGAUCAAAGAGCACGAUCGAUCCUUCGCCGGACUUAAUUCGAGUUAAACUUAGUUACGUUUCUAUCCUGAAAAUCGUCGAAUCGAGCUCCUUUCAUCGCUCCUCGUCACGGAAGAGUCGCAAUAAUUGUUAUUAUUUACGAGCGUCGUUACGAUGUACCAUCGACGGGACCCACGCGCGCGCACGCACGACACGCGGGCGCGCGCGCGCAUACACACACACACACACACACACUUCAUACGGGUAGAAGGGGAUGCAACGUAUAAAGGCGCUCACAUGACAAUUAAAACGGCCAGUCUUAAAACCGUUCUCAGUUUAAUCCGCACGACUCCUAACGUCUCGCGAUCCCUUACCUUUUCCUUGACUUUUCACGAAAAUAAAAUUAACGACGACGCGAUUAGAAAAUCUUUCGUUCCCGUAAUCAAGGAGCGAGAAUACGUACCACUGAUCGUUUCGUCGUGAGAAAGAAAGAGAAAAUUCGUUUCACCGGCAGUUCCUACUUCGUAUACAUAUAUGCGCUACGUCAGGAAAACGAGCAAGAUCAUACAAUUGCAAUUUCGUACGUUUUUGCUCGAGACGCGUGACUAGCCUACGCGAAAAAGAAAAUUUAUCCUCGCGUAAGCGGAAUCGAGGAACUGGAGCUGAUUCGUUGCUCGUCAUCCUCGACAGGCAAGAGGGAUUCGAAAAAAUGCGGCCACGUCUGUUCGUGCUCUUCCUCUUUCUGUCGGCCUCGUCGGCGGAGCAACGACGAACCGAUGUAGCCGAGGACAAUUGCGAGAACGAUCGGCCGUUCUUACUUCAUUACUUUUCCUGGGCCGAUUACGCGGUUCUCGGCUCGAUGCUACUCGUAUCCUGCAUGAUCGGCACCUUUUACGGUUUCUUCGCGAAGAAACAAGAAACCAGCGAGGAUUUUCUACUUGGUGGCUCCACCAUGGGCACUUUUCCCAUGGCCAUGUCCCUAGCCGCGAGUUUUAUCACGGCCAUCGAGCUCCUUGGGAAUCCUGCGGAGAUGUACGCCCAGGGCACUCAGUUUUGGAUGACGUGCCUGGCGUUUGUUUUAGUGGUACCGAUCACUUCUUACCUCUAUCUGCCAGUUUACAUGAAGCUCAGGUUGACCUCGAGUUACGAGUACUUGAAUUUACGCUUCGAUCGACAUUGUAGAUUGCUCGCAAGCGGAUUGUACAUGCUUCAAAUGAUUUUUUAUACGUCAGUCGCCGUUUACGCGCCGGCGUUAGCUUUAAGUCAUGUCACAGGCCUUAAUACUUACAUAGCCGUUACUCUAGUCUACUUAGUCUGCAUAUUUUACGCCUCGCAGGGUGGUAUGAAAGCUGUAAUAAUGGCCGACACGUUUCAAGCAGCCGUUCUCCUAGGAUCUCUCUUCCUUAUAGUCGGCUUAGGUUUAUCCUGGGCAGGUGGAAGCUCGCUCGUCUGGGAAGACAAUCGAAAAAGCGGAAGGAUGGAGAUAUUCAAUAUGGAUCCGAGUCCAACGGUGCGACACAGCUUUUGGAGCGUCGUCGUCGGUGGUACUUUCUAUUGGACCACCAUGUAUUGCAGUAAUCAGGCUUCCGUCCAAAAGUAUCUCAGCGUUUCGAGCAUCUCUCAGGCCAGAACGGCCUUGUGGGUUUCCAGUUUCGGAAUGAUCGUGAUAUACACGAUCAAUUUCUUAACGGGCAUGGUACUUUAUAGCGUUUACAAAGACUGCGAUCCGCUUUCGGCCCACUACAUAAGCGGCUCCGACCAAAUACUGCCCCUAUACGUGAUGAAUCACUUGGGCAGCCUUCGCGGUAUGCCCGGUCUCUUCGUCGCUGGUAUCUUCGCAGCAUCCUUGGGAACGGUCGCAAGUGCUUUGAACUCCUUGGCCGCGAUCACGUGCGAGGACGUUCUUCAAGGACUUUUCAACAUGGAGUUACCAGCACGGAAGGGAGCGACUUACGCGAGAUGGAUCAGUAUAUUUUUCGGCGUCUUUGGCUUCGCUCUCAUCUUCGUCGUCGAACGUCUCGGUAGCGUUCUCCAGGUCGCUCUGUCUUUCAAUGGUAUGGUGGGCGGAGUUACCCUGGGACUAUUCUCUUUGGGGAUGUUCGUACCGUGGGCCAAUGCCAAGGGAGCCAUGUCAGGUGCCCUCGCCGGUCUGACGAUAGUUCUGUGGAUCGGAUUAGGAGCUCAGAUCGCUAUUAUCAACGGGCAGAUUCGUCUGGAGAGUAAGCUCGUCUCGACGGAGGGCUGUACGUGUUUAAACGACACGAUACCGACGACGAUCGCGUCGACCGACCUUCCCGAGGGAAGCAAAGAUUUCGAGAUAUCUUCCGUUUACAGGACGAGCUAUCUCUGGUAUAGCGCUAUCGGUUGCAUUCUGACGAUGGUAGUGGGUUUCGUAGUCAGUCUCUUUACCGGCCUACAAAAUCCGGCAGAACUCGAUCAGGAUCUUCUCAGUCCACCGAUCGCAGCCAUAUUUCGUUUGCGAACGAAGACACGAGCGAACAGGAACGUUCAAGGUGUUGCGAACUUUGGCCUGGAACUCGACGAUGAGAAAGCGGACACUCGUAAGAGUCCGAUGUGAUCGUCUUCGUCUUACUUGGAACGUUAACGCGAAGAUAACGGUCUUACGCGUACCGAUAAUAUUUGUAUAGAUUUUCUUGAUCGCGGGACGAGUCACUCGGGUCAUUGCUCGGUUACAAGGAUAACGCGUGGCUUGUUCGAACAUUUAUUAACAAAAAACAAAAAAAAGAAAAGAAAAAAGAAAAAAAAAAGCAAGACUUUAGGAAUCUAGUGACUUCAACCUGUUAUUGAGAAAGAUCUAACGAACUUUUGCGAUAACGCUAAACGAUAAGUGUAUCAUCUAACGAGUAGACUAUAUCUUAAGACGAAACGGUUGUACGAAUAGAUUUAAGCCGAUCGUUUCUUCGAUUUGACAGCUACGCUAAUAUUAUUUUUCGCUGACUAAUUUCGUCGUCGUUUUGCUAUUAUUAUUAUUAUUAUUAUUAUUAUUAUUACUAUUACUACUAUUAAUCUAUUACUCUGUUAAUAUUGUUAUUAUCGAUAUUAUUUAAAAUGAUCUUGCCCGGCAGGAUGUGUAUUUUCUGGUAUAAACUCAGGUCGACGGAUUCGUCGUAAAAAAUCUUUCCGGUAUUUCUUCGACUUUCCUUCUUUUCUUUUAUUAUCGAGAUUUUAAAAAGAAUUUGUAACAUUUCGAUUCGUAAGUCCCUCGUAGGUAAUAAGGCACAAGCUCCUUAAUCCUUUCCUCGAACCUCCUCGCACAACCGAUUUCGAAAGAAAUAGCAAUGGAUUUUCAUCGUCAGGUUUCAAGCGUAAGCACCUUCCACAAGGAGAGAAGACGAAUAUGUCGAGUCGAUCGAUACGCUCGUCGGAAACUAUCGACAAAUGAUAUUGAUUUUCGUCCCGUUUGUCGGCUCGAUUUUGUCGAUGUACUCGUUCGAAAUGGAGAAGAAAAUGAAAAAUACAGCUAUUAAAAGUUCGACUAUGGCUGUCCGUUUAUUUUAUUUUUUUUCUUAUUUUUUCUCUCAUGACUUUACCGACGGAUUUUAGACCGUCAAGAUUUUCUAAUGUACCUUAGUUCGUUGAAUAAAUACACGGUCAAGUA
This is a messenger RNA of Vespula vulgaris, 3924 nucleotides long. Its product is annotated as sodium-coupled monocarboxylate transporter 1. Gene Ontology annotation, cellular component: membrane. The transcript has 9 exons. Bases 1015 to 2883 code for a protein of 622 amino acids. NCBI's taxonomy places the organism in Eukaryota, Metazoa, Arthropoda, Insecta, Hymenoptera, Vespidae. Gene Ontology annotation, biological process: transmembrane transport; sodium ion transport. The record is from RefSeq and is a predicted model, not a curated record. Gene Ontology annotation, molecular function: symporter activity.